This is a messenger RNA of Nelumbo nucifera (sacred lotus), 3145 nucleotides long. Its product is annotated as phototropic-responsive NPH3 family protein NPY2-like. Lineage: Eukaryota; Viridiplantae; Streptophyta; Magnoliopsida; Proteales; Nelumbonaceae. The record is from RefSeq and is a predicted model, not a curated record. Gene Ontology annotation, molecular function: protein binding.
GUCUCCUCAAAAUACUCUUCUUAACUGUUAUCAACUGAAUCAAGCUCUUCGACUUUUUCUGGGUAGCUGAGGCUUGAGGGGAAAUAAAAAAGAGGAGCAAAUUUAUAUUUUUAAUUAGUUAUUGUUGUUUUUUUAUAGAAAUAAAAAGUUCUACACAAGACGGGGUAGUACGCCAUACAGAAUCACCAGAAGCUAAAUCACUAAGGGUACAAAAUUUAGCUAUUGUUAUUGAAGAAGAUACAGAAAAUAGAGAUUUUAUUUAUUUUAUUCUGGGAGAUCGAAUGUCGAUGUUUUUCUUUUUUAUUAUUUUUGGGAAAAAGGGAAAAUGUGUUUAAGAGAGAGAGAGAAAGAGAGAGAUGGGACGGUGAAGGCGGUGCUGAUUCUAACGAGACUGAACAUUCUCAGAUAUGAUGCUCUGGACAGAGCCUUGCCAAACUACCCGGCCCUCGUUGCUCUACUUUGAAGGUUCGUUCUCAACGAAGGAACAGUCGUGAAAGAAAAUUAAAACGAAUGUGGAUUGGGUUCUAGGGCCUGGAGCUUGAUUUCAGAUAAAAAAAAGAGGUUUCGUUGGUUGUGGAUCUUUUCUUGUUGAUGCUUUAAGUGGUUGUUGGAAAAAAAAUGAAAGAAAGGAGAAUCAUAAGGUAUAUAAACAAAUGAGGGAGGGACGGUGGUGUCAGUUUUGUGCUUGUGGGAGUCUCUGGUUUGAGAAUUAUUUAGUGUUGAGAGUCUGUUGGCAGUGUCUCCUGAGCUGACCGUUGGCGCCCGGGGUCCGUGGGCUCUGCCGUCGACAAAGGAAACAAUCUCUUCUUUGGGUCUCUUGCUAUUGAAGAGAAACGCGUCUUAAAAAAGUACAGACUUCAUUUACUCUUCCUCUCUAUCAUAUUAUUCCUUCAUCGGUUCAUGAGAUAAGAUUCCAUCCCAACAAUAAGAAUAUAUCCUUCCUUCCCCUAUGCUUCCUCCCCCUGAAGCCAAGAGUCGGUCAAAGCUCACAAGUCCAGUCUUCAUACCUGCCUUUUUUUUUUUUUCUUUUUCAUUUCUGGUCUUGCGUAUUUUUUUCUUUUCCUUCUUCGGAUGGGCGACGGUGUAGGUGGUUUAGUUACUUAAGAACCGUGAAAGGGAUUGCUUUGGUAUCUCAUAGUAUAACCUGCAUCAAGUUUUCUUAUUGCCAAGAUGAAGUUUAUGAAACUUGGAUCAAAGCCAGAUUCUUUUCAAACUGAAGGGAACAACGUUAGGUAUGUUGCAACUGAGUUGGCAACUGACAUCAUUGUUAAUGUGGGUGAUGUGAAGUUUUAUCUACAUAAGUUUCCACUAUUGUCCAAGAGUGCCCGCUUGCAGAAGUUGGUAUCAACCACAAAUGAGGACAACACUGACGAAAUCCACAUUCCUGACAUUCCUGGUGGACCUGUUGCUUUUGAAGUAUGUGCCAAAUUCUGUUAUGGUAUGACCGUCACUCUUAAUGCUUACAAUGUGGUUGCGGGUCGUUGUGCGGCAGAAUACCUGGAGAUGUAUGAAACUAUAGAGAAAGGGAACUUAAUCUAUAAGAUAGAUGUCUUUCUAACCUCCAGCAUCUUCCGCAGCUGGAAGGAUUCAAUCAUAGCUCUUCAGACCACAAAAUCUCUUCUACCCUGGUGUGAGGAACUGAAGGUGGUCAGCCACUGCAUUGAUUCCAUAGCUUCUAAGGCUUUAAUUGACACUUCCAAAGUUGAGUGGUCCUACACCUAUAACCGUAAGAAGCUCCCAUCAGAAAAUGGGACCGAUCCUCACUGGAAUGGUAUUAGGAAACUUCAAACAGUGCCAAAAGACUGGUGGGUUGAGGACCUUUGUGAGCUUGAAAUCGAUUUCUACAAGCGUGUUAUAGUGACUAUCAAAACAAAAGGAAAAAUGUCUAGUGAUAUAAUUGGGGAAGCUCUCAAAGCAUAUGCACUGAGAAGGUUACCAGGUUUCAGCAAAGGUGUGAUCCAAGGGGGUGACCUCAUAAAGAACCGAUCUUUGGUGGAGACCAUUGUCUGGCUGUUGCCCACUGAGAAAGGAAGCGUCUCCUGUAGUUUCAUGCUCAAGCUCCUAAGAGCACUGAUCUCUCUGGAUUCUGGGGAAAUGGGGAGGAGAGAGCUGGUGAGGAGAAUAGGCCAACAGCUAGAGGAGGCCUUGGUGCCUGAUCUUUUGAUUUGGGCACCAUCAGGAGAAACAACUGUUUAUGAUGUUGGUAUAAUACAAAACAUAGUGGCGGAGUUUGUCAUGCAGGAGCGGAGUGCUUGCACUGAACUUCCAUUAGCUGAAGGACUUCAGGAUAUUAGAAGUGUAGGGUCUGUGUCUGAAACUUCUAAGCUGGCAGUAGCAAAGCUUGUUGAUGGCUAUCUUGCAGAAAUUUCACGUGAUCCCAAUCUUCCUCUGUCAAAGUUCAUGGAUCUUGCUGAAAUGGUAUCAGGCUUCUCAAGGCCAUCCCAUGAUGGACUUUACCGUGCCAUUGAUAUGUAUCUCAAGGAGCACCCAACGAUAAGCAAAAGUGACAGGAAGAAGAUAUGCAGGUUGAUGGACUGCAAGAAACUAUCAGUGGAUGCUUGCAUGCAUGCUGUGCAAAAUGAGAGACUCCCCCUGAGGGUAGUUGUGCAGGUCCUCUUCUUUGAGCAGGUCAGGGCUGCCACAUCUGCUGGUGGCAGCACGUCUGAACUCUCUGGGAGUGUCAGGACGUCACUUCCACAGGAGAAUGAUGGGUCCCAUGGGAGCUCAAGAUCUGCAACAACCAACACGGAGGAGGAUUGGGAUGCUGUCCCAACAGCUGAGGAGCUCAAGGCCCUUAAGGGAGAGCUUGCUUCCUUAAGGCUGGGGGGUAGAGGAAGUGCGAGAAAUGGAAAUGAUGAUAAGAGUACAAUUGAUAAAGCUGCAGCUAGUAAGGUUAAAGGGUUACUCAUGUCCAAGAAGAUAUUUACCAAGCUUUUGUCAAGCAAAGGGGGACAGAGUGAGAAUAGCAGCUCUGAUACAUCUGAUAGCCCUAAUUCUACCAACAACAUGGAAGAUACCAAAUCCACACCUUCCAGAAACAGGAGGCAUUCAGUCUCCUAGCUGGGGUGUGGGGUGGAGUGGGUGGCUCCUAUUCUUGAUGUUAGGGAGUUAACUAUUGACAUCUUCCAGUUGACAUAAGAUGCAA